Molecule: messenger RNA, 2402 nt
Organism: Nematolebias whitei (Rio pearlfish)
Lineage: Eukaryota; Metazoa; Chordata; Actinopteri; Cyprinodontiformes; Rivulidae
Gene: col9a1b
Product: collagen, type IX, alpha 1b
Source: RefSeq, a predicted model, not a curated record
AUGAAUAAACAUGAGCCCCUGGUAGCUGGACUGGGACCUGUUUCGGUGUGGCUGGAUCGCUCCAGCGGAUUCAACUGGGGAGCUUUCACCGGGGGAUUCCUCUGCCCAACAACUUUCAGAGAAAAGACUACAGCUCAAGCUUUCCUGCUCACACGGAGGGAGAGCAUGGCUGGGGCCCCAAGUGUUAAAGGGCCCUUUCUCGUGGUGCUCCUGCAGUUUGUCCUCAUUUGCUCUUCACAAAGGAAUCAAGGACCCCCUGGCCCUCCAGGACCCCCAGGAGUCCCAGGAAUUGAUGGAAUUGCUGGGGAAAGGGGUGACGAUGGCAAGGAUGGUCCUCCGGGACCUGAUGGGGAUGCAGGUAAACCCGGUUCUUCAGGAUUACCUGGAAUUCCUGGAAAAGACGGUUUGACUGGCCCCAUUGGAGAUCCUGGGCCUGACGGGCCCCCGGGACAGAAAGGUGAACCUGGACAAUCUGGACCUCGUGGAGCAGCUGGUGUUGGACCAGAUGGACCCAUUGGAUCACGAGGACCUGGGGGACUUUUGGGUGAAAUAGGAAAAGUUGGACCACCUGGGACCAUGGGUGUGAUAGGGCCUCAGGGACCUCGUGGACCAGCUGGGCCUAGAGGUGCAACUGGAGUGCUGGGUGCUACUGAUCUGUGUCCAAACUCUUGUCCGCCUGGUACCUCUGGACACCCUGGCCUUUCUGGUAUGAAGGGCCACAAAGGAGUAAAAGGUGAAGCAGGAGAGCCGGGGAAGCAGGGACACAAGGGUGAAGAAGGAGAUCAGGGAGGUCCAGGAGAGGGUGGAUCCCAGGGACCAACGGGACCUCAGGGAAUUCGUGGAGCCACAGGAAUGAUGGGUCCCAAGGGAGAGAUAGGAACUCGAGGUCCUGAUGGAGAGCCAGGUCCUCAGGGAGUGGCAGGGGCAAUUGGGGACCGAGGCCAGAGGGGCGUGAUGGGCGAGCCUGGGCCUAAAGGUGAAAUGGGUGUUCAAGGGUCAAGAGGGAUCACAGGGCUUCCAGGUCCUAAAGGAGAACCUGGCCUGCCGGGCGUGGAUGGCCGUGAGGGUAUUCCUGGAAUGCCAGGAGCAAAGGGAAGUGUUGGGAAGUCAGGAGUUCCUGGAGAGGUUGGACUUCAGGGGCUUCCUGGUUUGCCAGGUUCAUCGGGAACAAAAGGCUCGAGUGGCCCAAAGGGUGACAGUGGUCAGCAAGGGCUGCCUGGAACACUGGGCUCCACUGGCAAACCUGGUGAGCGUGGAGAACAAGGAGAGGUGGGACCUGUUGGACCCAUCGGCGAGCCUGGAGAUAUAGGAGAGCAAGGCCUGGUGGGUCCAGCUGGGAAGCCAGGUGGAAGGGGUCCAAAAGGUGAUCCUGGUCUCCCUGGUCUCCCAGGUCCUCCCGGCCUACCUGGAAUAAAAGGAGAGAGGGGAGAGCGUGGAGGACCAGGACCUAAAGGAGAACAAGGAGGACAAGGUGAUGAGGGGGAUUCUGGAGAGAGAGGGGAUGCUGGUGACCCAGGAGAACUUGGACCUAAAGGAGAGACCGGUACCCCUGGUGACCCUGGCCAAAGAGGUCCCGAGGGGAGUCGAGGCCAGCCGGGCAUUGAGGGCCCUCCUGGGACACCUGGACCACGAGGAAUGCAAGGGAACAGGGGCCCACGUGGAGUCAGAGGGUCCCAAGGACCAGCGGGUAAAGAGCCAAGUGAUCAGCAUAUCAAACAAGUUUGCAUGCGAGUCAUGCAAGAACAGCUGGCCCAGUUAGCUGCUAGUUUAAGAAGGCCGGAGACUGGCGCUGCAGGUUUGCCUGGGAAACCUGGACCUCCUGGGCCCCCUGGUUCCUCAGGAGACAAUGGGUUUCCAGGGCAGGCUGGAGCAAGGGGGCUUCCAGGACUCAAAGGGCCACCGGGGCAAAUGGGGCUAAAAGGGCCAAAAGGUGAACUGGGAGACAGAGGGGCGAGAGGGCCCACUGUGCGAGGACCUAAAGGUCAGCCAGGACUUCCUGGACUUCCUGGAGAGCCCGGCAAACCUGGCUAUGGUCAAGAUGGUGUUGACGGGCAGAGGGGACCUCCGGGCGUUCCUGGACAGCCUGGUGUGCCUGGUCUUCCAGGUCCAGCUGGUCUUAAUGGUUAUUGUGACCCAUCAGCCUGCAACCUCCAGGCAGGAGCUGUAAUGGAUGUGAAGGGACCCCCAGGGAACUAAGAGGUGUUCUGGCAGAGACAUAAAGACUGUUCAAAUGAUCUCCCUGAGCACGCAGCAUUUGUCACACGGUCCUCUCUGAGGCUGUCGUUGGCCUGCGUUUUGAAACAUUAACCUCUUUGUGUGAGCAUUUUGUGCGCACAUCUCAAUUAAAGGGAGUCAUCAUCAUCUAUGAGACAAAAAGACACAAAGAUGUUCCUUCAUCUGCU